CUUUCCUUCUUCACUCUUCACCUUCCACCUUAUAAAACCCUAAUCUCUCCACAAUUCUUCACAAUUCAAUCCUUUUCUUUAAGCGUUCUUUGAAUCAUUCAAACAAACGCUCUGAUCUUUGAUUUUGAUUUUGAUUUUACCCUCUGAAACGCAUCUUCCUCUGUUUUUCGUUGAGCUUAAAAACAGAGUCUCUGUAAUCAAAUCUCAAGAACAUCAAGAACCCAUUUAGUAUCUGGGUUUUGAUUCAUUCCUCAUGGGUUUGUCCCUCUCGCUCCUUGUUUCUGCCUGGAAGGAAAUUUUAGAUCAAGGACUUUUAAUCAUAUGCAAAAAUCGCAGUUUCUCUGCUCGAGAAACGGCUCUGAUUUUGAGAUCAAAUAGCUUCAAAAUUACAGAGCAACAACCCACCACGACCAGACCAACAAGAACCAAACCCAAUAGCUUAAAAGGAAGUAAGCCUGAGAGAGUGAUUCUUGAAAGGAAUCUUUCGUUUAAGUCGCUGGUUGAAGAUACGGGUUUCAGUUUCUCUGUUUCUGCUGACAAAAAUGGUGGAUCGGAGAGUUUUGAACCGGUGAGUCCGGCGGUUAUGUACUCUCCGAGGCCGGUGAGUGAGUUGGAUGCGGCGGCGGUGAAGUUGCAGAAGGUUUAUAAAAGUUACAGAACGCGAAGGAACCUGGCGGAUUGUGCGGUGGUGGUUGAAGAAUUGUGGUGGAAGGCGAUUGAUUUUGCGAAUUUGAAACGGAGCUCUGUUUCGUUUUUUAACAUUGAGAAGCCGGAAACCGCCGUGUCGCGGUGGGCAAGAGCUAGAACAAGAGCGGCUAAGGUCGGAAAGGGUUUGAGUAAGGAUGAAAAGGCUCAAAAAUUGGCUCUUCAGCACUGGCUAGAAGCUAUCGAUCCACGCCAUCGCUACGGCCACAAUUUACACUUAUACUACGACGUCUGGUUCGUGAGUGAAAGCAAUCAGCCAUUCUUUUACUGGCUGGAUAUUGGAGAUGGCAAAGAAUUAAGCCUGGAAAAGUGUCCAAGAGCAACACUUCAGAAGCAAUGCAUCAAAUAUUUGGGUCCGAAAGAAAGAGAAGCCUAUGAAGUAGUCGUCGAAAAUGGGAAGCUGGUUUACAAGCAGAGCGGAUCCAUAGUGGAAACCCAGGAAGGUUCUAAGUGGAUAUUUGUUCUUAGCACUACAAGAUCCUUAUAUGUUGGCCAGAAAAAGAAGGGCCAAUUUCAACACUCCAGUUUCCUCUCCGGCGCCGCCACCACCGCCGCCGGCAGAUUAGUUACCCAUGAUGGUGUCAUUCAGGCAAUUUGGCCAUACAGUGGUCAUUAUCAUCCCACAGAAGCCAAUUUCAAUGAAUUCCUCAGCUUCCUUAGAGAAAACCAUGUCGAUCUCACCAACGUGAAGAUGUGUUCGAUUGACGAUGACAGUCAAUAUAAGGCCGUCGAUGUGGAACAGAAACCAGAAUCACGCGAGGGUUCCUUCAAAUCUACACCGUUGGAUGAAGCCAAAUCGACGGUUUCCAUUGAUUCAGUAGAGAAAAAGAUGACAGCAGCCAUGCCGCCGGUGGCUCGGAAGAAAUCGGAGGAAUUGCCGGCGAAGCAAUUCGACAUGUCGAAACGGUUGUCGUGCAAAUGGUCGACCGGAGCCGGACCUAGGAUUGGGUGUGUUCGGGACUACCCAGCUGAGCUACAAACGAGAGCACUGGAACAUGUCAACUUAUCACCUCGGGUGGGCCCUGGGCCGUUGGUUAAUUAUGGGCCCAUUCCUUCUCCACGACCAAGCCCAAAAAUUAGGCUCUCACCAAGGCUGGCUUAUAUGGGCCUUCCCAGCCCAAGAACUCCAAUCCCUACAGCCAGUUAGGCCCAAAAUGGUUUUGCUAGCUCGGCCCAACAAUAGCUGGAAAUAGUCGAUCCAAUUGUUUCAUUCUUUGUUUUUAAAAAAAAUAAUAUUCUUCAAUUUUUAUUAGGAGGCCUAAUUGAGAGCCAAGAGUAAUUUGAUUUGGCUCGAGGUUAUUGUUACAUCAAUUUUUACUGUUAAAAGAAUAAGGUUGAGUUAUCAAUAAUCCCAUGGUUGUAUUAUGACUA
This is a messenger RNA of Cucurbita pepo subsp. pepo (vegetable marrow), 2076 nucleotides long. RefSeq names its product IQ domain-containing protein IQM1. The record is from RefSeq and is a predicted model, not a curated record. Lineage: Eukaryota; Viridiplantae; Streptophyta; Magnoliopsida; Cucurbitales; Cucurbitaceae.